This is a messenger RNA of Ilex paraguariensis (yerba mate), 330 nucleotides long. Lineage: Eukaryota; Viridiplantae; Streptophyta; Magnoliopsida; Aquifoliales; Aquifoliaceae. The record is from the annotation of a GenBank genome assembly.
AUGUUGAAAGUUGCUGCUGUAAUUGAUGAGCUCCCCCUUGGGUUGCAUGAUAAGUAUCUUUUUUGUAUUAGUCCUGUUGACAUGAAUGAUGACAUAUCCUCUCAGGGUCUUAUGCAGUUUGCACAAAAUUAUUCGAAGAAUGGCAUUGUUCGGCUUCGAGAAAUAUUUACUCCAGGAGCACUUCAAGUGCCAAAAACACAAACUGCACUAAAGGAGCUUGAAUCCAUUCAUAAGGUUUUGGAUCUCUAUGUUUGGUUGAGUUUUCGAUUGGAAGAUAGCUUCCCAGAUCGUGAACUGGCAUCUUCACAGAAGGCUAUCUGCAGCUUGUGA